This is a messenger RNA of Conger conger (European conger), 6169 nucleotides long. RefSeq names its product family with sequence similarity 13 member B (gene fam13b). The transcript has 25 exons. The record is from RefSeq and is a predicted model, not a curated record. NCBI's taxonomy places the organism in Eukaryota, Metazoa, Chordata, Actinopteri, Anguilliformes, Congridae. Bases 448 to 3456 code for a protein of 1002 amino acids. Gene Ontology annotation, biological process: signal transduction.
GUGAGACCUUUUUUGCGACGAGCAAUAAACGGCAUUUCGAAUUGGACUAACAAGGAAACGAGGCAAUUCGUUCGAUUAUGUUCCCAGUAGAUUGUUUCUGUCAUCUGUAUUCAUCGUUUCAAGAAAUUAAGUCACUUGAUAUUACCAGAUUCUGAAAACAUAGCAAUACUUUUUAUGCUGCUUGUUCGAGAUUCGUCUUGGAUUUGACCUGGGUGCCAGGAAAAAGCAAGCCAUGUUCCCUGACCCUCAUCUGAACUUAACUAUUGAAGUCCUGAAGAGGAUUUGCGGUCUGUCAAUGAGGAACUACAGGCUCAUCUUUUGCCACAACCUGAAGCAGCCAUAGAUGACCAUUCGAUUCACUGCGAGUGAGCGGAGCAGGAGAUAAGGUGAACUUCUGGGUGUUUACGUGCUCAACGACCGACGGAAGCUGUCCCGGCCGCGGAAGCCAUGAGGAAGAGCCUCUCCCCGUCGCUCGGCGACCCGCUCGGCAGCGGCAGGGUUUUCGGGGUCCCCCUGGAGGAGGUGCAGCAGAGCGGGCAGCCCGGGCAGGGGGUCCCGCUGCUGGUGAAGCACAUCGUGGACUACAUCGAGGAGCACGGGGGGCUGGACCUGGAGGGCCUGUUCCUGGUGAAUGGGAACGCGGAGCGUGUGGAGUGGCUACGCCAGCGCUACGACAGCGGGGAGGAGGUGGACCUGGAGAAGGAGGCCGACCUGGCCUCGGCCGUCAGCCUGCUGCGGCUCUUCCUGCAGGAGCUCCCAGAGCCCGUCAUCCCCUCCGGCCUGCAGGCCCACAUCCUGCAGCUCUACCAGGGUGAGACCCCCCUACCCCACCUACCCCACAUCCUGCAGCUCUACCAGGAUUACAGCAGUGAAGAGGGGCUGGCCAGGAACAUGAAGUACUUCCUGCAGCAGCUGCCUCAGGUCAACUACAGCCUGCUGCGCUUCCUGUGCCGCUUCCUGUCGAGCGUGGCGUCUCUGCAGGAGGAGAGCUGGAGCACCGGGGCACUGGCCGCCGUCUUCGGGCCGGACGUCUUCCAUCUGGACACCGACGUGGAGGACCUGAAGGAGCAGGAGUCUGUGAGCCGCAUCCUGGCCGAGCUGCUGGAGAACCAGGAGGAGUUCUUCGACUCGGACGAGGACGACGUCUCCACCACCAACGACUACAGCUCCAUCAACGAGCAAAUCACCGAGCUGCUGGACGACGAGAAGCUGGAGGCGUGUGAGGAGCUGCCGCAGGACCAGGACGACGGCCCGCAGGAAGGCCCCCCGCCUGACAGCCCGCAGGAAGACCCCCCGUCCCACGGCCCCCAAAUCACCCAGGUCACCCCCUCCUCAAGCUCACACAUCUCAUCCAUCAACAUCCUGCCUGGAUCCGCAGACAUCAUCGAGAGGGCCAUCCGCUCUGCUGUGGAGCAGCACUUCCUGGAUCUACAGAGCUCCAUCGACCAGGAGAUCAGCAGCUACGAGAGCCAGGAGAAGGGACCAGUGGAAGAGCAGGUGACUGCGCCGUCAGAGGAACAUGGGGAAGCGGUGCAGUCCCAGAGUCAGGAGGAGGCUGCCCACAGCAGCGCCCUCCAGCCCGGCACAGAGAUGGAUCACAGCUCGGGGGACCCAGAGGGGGACCAGCAGGAGGUCCCAGGGUCCCAUAUCCUGGGUGCUGCCACGGAGGAAAGUUCUGGAAUGGAGCUUGACACGAAAGCUCUGGUAGAUGCUGAAAACAACAUUAACACAGCAAGGCAGGAGAGCUGCCAGGUGCGUGAGAAGACAGACGGACGGGACCUCAUCACCAGCGGCACCGAGGGCGGGUGCGACCUCAACGCCAACUCUGAGUCCGGUCAGCCGCAGCCCGGGGCUCCCCGCCUCGAACUGCGUCACAUCUUCCCCGACAGCGAGUGGGAAGCGCCACGCCCCAACACUUUCCCCCUCAUAGACUUCUCAUGUAUGCACCUGCAGAGAGGAGGGCAGGACCCCGUGCCCGCCUUCAAGUCGUGGCAGGAGGAGAGUGACUCGGGCGAGGCGCAGCUGUCUCCUCUGGCAGGGCGCAUGGUGCCUCUGCCUUUAGAGGAGGACGCCCAUCCGCUCCUGGCCCGCCGCUUCCUGGACUUCGGGCACAGCCAGCGCUUCUUGCACCAGGACCCCGACGCCACCUCCCCCACCAAAGCGUCGUCCAGCGGGAGGCCUCGGCGCACCUCCUUAAGUUCCAAAGAGAGUGUGAAGGGGGACACCGUCUCUCACCAGCUCACCAAGAAACUCCAGAACCUCAAGAAGAAGAUCAAGCAGUUUGAAGAGCAGUUCGAGAAGGAGAGGAAUUACAAGCCCUCUCAUGGAGACAAGGCAGCUAACCCAAAGGUCUUGAAGUGGAUGACAGACCUCACUAAAAUCCGGAAACAGAUCAAAGGAAGACAGCAUCACUUUCCCAAAGGGUCCAUGAGGCACCUGGCAGUGCUUCAGUCACACAGACGCCACUCCUCCUCCUCCUCUUCCUCCUCCGCCCCGAACACACCCCCUUUAACACUCGCACGCCCCCUCACAGCCUCUAGACAGGAACCUCACCUCAAUGCCAAGCAGAAGCUGGAGGGCGAGCUGGCGCCCCAGGCCCGGCCCCGCAGUAACACCCUGCCCAAGAGCUUUGGCUCCACGCUGGAGCACCCGGCCCAGGAGGGCGGCUCGGAGGGGGAGGCCAGGGCCCGCCGGCCCACGCGGGAGGAGACCCUGGAGCUCAUCCAGCGCCGCAUGAAGGGAAAGAGAGAGGACGACGCGCGGCCCGAGGACAUCCGGAAAAUGAGUAAGGAGCAGCUGUCCUGUGAGAAGACCGUGCUGCAGAAGAACCUCCUGCACUACGAGGGCCUGCACGGGCGGCCGGUGAGCCGUGAGGAAAGAAUGAUCGUGAAGCCCCUCUACGACCGCUAUCGCCUGGUCAAGCAGAUGCUCACCCGCGUCAGCAUCACACCCAUCAUCGCCUCCCCCUCCAGCAAGCGGCGGAGCCAAACCCUGCAGCCCAUCAUCGAAGGAGAGACGGCCCACUUCUGCGACGAGAUCAAGGAGGAGGAGGAGGAGGAGGAGGAAGAGGAGGAGGAGCUGGCCGAGGUGACGAGCGAAGGCUCGCCCGAGGUGAUCAUCGCCCUGGACCCCGCCGCCCAGCCGGACGUCCUGCUCCGGCCCAAGAUGGACGACAGCUCCGGGAAGCUGGCCCUGGACCUGCGCCUGUCCAGCUCCAACGCCUCGUCCAUGCCUGAGCUCCUGGAGCAGCUGUGGAAGGCCCGAGCAGAGAAGAAGAAACUGAGGAAGACCAUCCGGGAGUUUGAGGACGAGUUCUACCAGCAGAAUGGCAGGAACGUUCAGAAGGAGGACCGCGCUCCCAUGAUGGACGAAUACAAAGAGUACAAACGGAUCAAAGCCAAACUGCGCCUGCUGGAGGUGCUGAUCAGCAAGCAGGACUCCUCCAAAUCCAUCUAGAGCCACCGCGACUGGCUGUCAGAGGCUGAGAGCAGUGAGGUCGGGGGUCACGACCCCGAGUGUGCGCACGCACGUGCCAGCUCACCCUGCAGACGCACACUCCAGUCACCCCACACACACACCCUAACAACGACCCCCCACGCCUCACUGCGGUGUCGAGGAGGAAGAGGAGGAGGAUGAAGGGCAGCAGCUUUACCCAACUAACAGACUCUGCACAUGCCUCCUUCGCUCCAUUUGGCAAACAGAAGAUAUCUUUUGGUCCUCAUCAAGUUAACUUUUCCAAGUUGGAUGGGUUUUUUUGUUGUUUUUGUUGGUUUUUUGUUUUGUUCUUUUCAUUUCACUUAGUUUCUCAUACUGAGAAAUUUUUACGGGGAGAAAGCAAUGCAUGUGGACGGGCUGUGGUUCCUCUGUCCGUGGUGUGUGUACACGUCUGAACGGAAGAGUUCAUGACAGGGACCCGGCGGCGUUACUGUCGACUUACAGACUGGCGUGGACACAUUUAUCUCACCCUCACUUUUUCACCUUUUACACUCAAAUUAUUUCUUUUUUAAAGCAUGGACAUAUAUGUGUGUAUGUAUGUGUAUAUAUACAUACAGAUGUGUUUGUAUUUGGACUCACGUACGUAUGCUAGUAACCUUCAUUCAGAACUAACGGCAAGAUUUUUCAGUGACAAAAUCAUACGACACAUUUGCCACCAUAAGAACUGACAAAAGAUGAACCAAAUGACUUACUGUAAGUAGUUUUUUUAAUUUUAGCUUUUUGCAGUCGUGCUCGGAUCGUUGAGCGACUCGUUGUGCAGAACAGUUGGGAGUGUGCUGUGUGUUAGCGGCACUGUGUGUUAGCGGCACUGUGUGCUUUUCCCUUGUGGUGUCCCACUUUGACACCAUAAGGAGCGACGGGUGGAGAGCACAUUCGGAGAGACAGAGAGACAGACAGAGAGAGAGAGAGCGAGAGAGAGAGCGAGAGCGAGAGAGAGAGAAUACUCCUCUUUAUCUACAAGACUCCAGUCAGCCUCGAGUUUCCCUGCUUGUAAAACGCGCCUCUCCCCAUGGCUUCAUCAGGCCAGUAAUGGUGCACAGAAUGCUGGUCAUCUACGCGUUUCACCACCGCUUACCAUGUAUGGACAUUACUGUACCCCUCAAAUAAUCAGCAUGGACUCCUGUGCGUGUCAUUUUAAAAUCUUUUUUUUAUACUCUUAAAGGUUUGCUUGCAGAUGGGGAAGGACUUAUUUAUGGACAAAAACGUGUGCGAAUGGAACUUCACCGGCGUUAAGGCGCCCGUUCUGUAACGUGCGGGAGGAUUUGGGACGUGGGAUGGAGUGUGACCUUGGUGUACCAGCGUGCCGGCAGGGCCUGGUGUGGAGCGUGUGUUCAUACUGCCGGCGGUAUUGACUGGUGCGUCACUGACAUUGCCAAUGCCCCGGGGCUGCAGUGCGCAGUGCGGGAAGUGUUAAGCUCUCAGUGUUGUGUGUCCGGGAGAAAAGAGCCAUGCACGGGCAUCUCUCUGAAAACUCGCUGCGCAGGGCACGUUGCCGCUCUUAAAUAUCAGCACCGGCCUUCAGAUGAACUAAUGCUAGCUGUACAAAUACGUGCUUUAUAGCUAAUGCUAGUGCUAGCGAGCUGUACAAAUACGUGCUUUAUAGCUAAUGCUAGUGAGCUGUACAAAUACGUGCUUUAUAGCUAAUGCUAGUGCUAGCGAACUGUACAAAUGCAUGUGGUAUUGCUAGUGCUAGUGCUGGCGAUUGGUAUCCUGCCACUCCCUCCAGUCUCCAUUCUUUUGGGGGGUGAGGCCAGGACCAGUCAGUGCAGGAGAAGGUGUGGUCCCCGCGUUUUUUCCUCUCACGCCUGCCACGCUGGUGCUAUACGUGCAUUCGCGCAUCGUGCCCCAGGCGCGACGCACACGCCGCGCGUCACUGUGCUGUUGGCCGCUCGGCUGGGUCUGGUGCUUGCUUUCGGCCCUGCCCGCCCCGGGUUUUCCUUUCUUCUUUCUUUUUCUCCUCCUUCUAUUCUGCGUACACCCCGCUGUGGUGACUGCGGGCCAACACCUGUCCUUCUUUUUUAUUUUUUUUGGGAGGGGGGGGUGGGGGGUGGGCAGGGCAGGAUCUUCUGCUAGUGUACCCCCUGUGUCUCUCUGCAGGGGCGUGGCAGGAGCAGUCUGCCCGUCCGCCCAUCUGUCAGUCUGUCGGCUGUUUGUGUCUGUCGCAGGAGCAGCAGCUGGGAGUGGGGUAGAGGACGAAGGGGUGGGGUGGGGCUGGCUGUAAAUAAAGCGCCAAAGAUUGCACUGUCAUUGGUCCGGCAUGCUGCAUCCGGCAGGGGGGCUCUCCCCUCUUGUCAGCCAUCCGACUGGUCAACCACGCACAACAGGGGGAGCCGCUCUCUCUUCAUUGGGCUACGCGGGCAGCCUGCCCGUACAGAGCGGCACAGCCGGGGAACGGCCCUCGUGCCGUCUGCGUCCACACGCCCGACGCUCGUCCCCUGCGGCUCCACGGCGCCCCCCAGAGCCGGCACCUUCUCUCUCACCGCGCACUCUGUACUUUAUUUACCCAGGCCGGGCCCGACCUUCAACUGACGUGUUUCGGUACUAGCUGCAGCAUAUUGCAGUUGAUCUUCGAUACAUGUUGUAGAGGCACAAGAAUGUAGAAUAAAGGGUUUGUAUAGUAGCGUUAGGGAUCGCUAAUGGUUGCAAGUUUGUCAGUAUACGACUGCAGCUGAUU